Molecule: messenger RNA, 1162 nt
Organism: Poecilia reticulata (guppy)
Lineage: Eukaryota; Metazoa; Chordata; Actinopteri; Cyprinodontiformes; Poeciliidae
Gene: rps19bp1
Product: ribosomal protein S19 binding protein 1
Cellular component (GO): nucleolus
Molecular function (GO): enzyme binding
Source: RefSeq, a predicted model, not a curated record
UAAGCUGUUGUGCGGAGAGCUGCUUUCAGUGAGCACACACGAGGAAGCUGACGGACACAUGUUUGUUUGGUAGUUCUAAAGUAGGUUACUUUAGAUGUAGUUUUAAUGCGGUGCAACAAAUCAGACAUUCUUAAGCGGAGAUGUCAGCGUCAUUGAUCAGGAGAGGCCUGGAGCUGCUGAAUGAUGAUAUUAAAGACAUCAGUCAAGUGAAGAAGAAGCAGACCCCCAGUUCGGCCGCAGUGAUGGAUCUGGUCAGCACCAACCGGCAGGGGGUCACCAAACAGGUCAAGAGGCUGCAGGGUCGCCUCGGGCCGGGGAAAAGCAAGGCCACAGUCAAAGACAAGCGGAUCAGAUCAGCAGUGGAGGAUUUUAGGAAAAAACAACGAAAGAGCCACCUGGACGCCAAUCUGAAGUACUUUUUGGAAACGGCAGGCAAAGCAGAAGCCUCUGAUACAAAGAAGAUUUUGGGGCACAGUAGAGGGAGGCAGUCAAGAAAUCGCCCGGACAAACCAGUGAUAAAGUCCAGGGAGGCUCAGUCGUUGUUCACGGAGGAGGAGUUCCAGCAGUUCCAGAGGGAAUACUUUGGCAGAACUGUGGAGGAAAAGAAAUGACACCAACUCUGAGGGGAAACAUAAAAAAAGGACGCAAACCACAGAGGAAGCAGCCCGGACUGUGAUGUGUGGAUCAAAGUGGAUUUUUCAGCGAGACUGUAGUAGAAUUUAGUUCCACUGCACUCCACAGAAAUACUUUAUUACCGAAACAGGAAAUACAAAGUAUUUAGAAGUGGAGUGUGCAGGUUUAUCAGAUAUUUCAAAACUUACUGUGGAAAACAGUCAUGGAUGAUUUGUGCACGUUAUGUUUUUCUAAUUAAAAAAUGAUGAAGAAAAGAAAUCAUGUUUGAGUUCAAAUACUUGACACAAUGUUACAGUGUGAAGUAUUGCACUAUUUCUACUGUAACCUCCCCUCUUCGUGUUGCACUUUCACUUCUGCCCGAAGAUACAAAUCCUGCUGCAAUUGAGGUCAUAUUGGGAUUUGAAAAAGGUGGAAUUUUUGUUCCCGUUUUUCUUUUGUUUUAAACCCGAUUCUUGAUACGUAUAAAAAAGCUUAAUAUAUAUUUUUGAGUGAUAAAAACUGAGUUGUUGCUGUCAUGUCUAGGGUCUAU